This is a messenger RNA of Iphiclides podalirius (scarce swallowtail), 351 nucleotides long. The record is from the annotation of a GenBank genome assembly. Lineage: Eukaryota; Metazoa; Arthropoda; Insecta; Lepidoptera; Papilionidae.
AUGCUGGGAGUAAACAUGAAAGCUAAGAUCAAAGUUGCACGAAAGUCCUGCGCGCCAGAAGACCAAAGCCUGGAUUUAGAAAAAUUAAAGAACAAAGAAGUACGUGAGAAAUUUCAGCUAGACCUCAGAAAUAGAUUUCAGCAUUUAGAAGUACAGGAAGAUAUUAACGAUACGUGGGAGGAUACUAAAAAUACAGUUUUGAAAUCUGCGCUGACAGUGAUAGGCAAAAAGAAAAAGAGAAAGAAAAGGAGGUGGUGGAAUGAAGAGUGUGAGAUGGCCAUGGAAGAAAAGAAGAAAUAUAAGGUUCUCUCCGAACAAGAUAACAAAUGGAUUACCAAACAUCAAGAGGCG